Molecule: messenger RNA, 228 nt
Organism: Cylicostephanus goldi
Lineage: Eukaryota; Metazoa; Nematoda; Chromadorea; Rhabditida; Strongylidae
Source: the annotation of a GenBank genome assembly
AUGUUUCAGCCCAUAUCCACAGAACAUGUGGCGCAACUCAGACAGCAUCCAAAGAUGGGUGUAUGGAAUGUUACCGUCAUUGGUCACCUCUCUCGGCAACGAUUAUUGGACAACGAAACAAUCAAAUUCAAACGUACAAGGGUUCUUUUACAGGUACUUGAUUCCGACGAACCAUGGAUUGUCGAUUUUUAUGCACCUUGGUGCGGACACUGCGUUCAGUUCUCUCCG